Messenger RNA from Schistocerca gregaria, 917 nucleotides. Its product is annotated as proteasome subunit alpha type-7-like. The record is from RefSeq and is a predicted model, not a curated record. The transcript has 4 exons. The coding region runs from base 158 to 877 and encodes 239 amino acids. NCBI's taxonomy places the organism in Eukaryota, Metazoa, Arthropoda, Insecta, Orthoptera, Acrididae. Gene Ontology annotation, biological process: ubiquitin-dependent protein catabolic process. Gene Ontology annotation, cellular component: proteasome core complex, alpha-subunit complex; nucleus; proteasome core complex.
UAAUUCAGAUGAACAUAGUGUUAUAAAAGACUCAUAUAGAUUUGGCAGCAUAUUGCGGUGAUCACUGAUUCUUGCAAAAAUUUAGACAAAAAGCUGUGGACGCGUAAAGUUUUUGUGAACUGUUUUAACUCUUCAUUGUCCCUCUUUUUUUUUCACGAUGUCAUCGAGAUAUGACCGCGCGAUUACGGUCUUUUCUCCAGACGGCCAUUUGUUCCAAGUAGAAUAUGCACUAGAGGCAGUCAACAAAGGCUCUACUUCGGUUGGUGUCCGAAGCAGAGAUGUGAUUGUGAUUGGUGUGGAGAGGAAAACUAUGGCCAAGUUUCAAGAUCCACGAUCUCAGCGAAAAAUUACAAAAUUGAAUGACGAAAUUGUCGUGACAUUCGCGGGUCUCAAUGCAGAUGCGCGCGUUUUAAUAAAUAGAGCACGCGUGGAAUGUCAUUCUUAUCAAUUAACUCUAGAAGACUCUCCUACGGUAGAAUAUAUUACUAAAUAUAUCGCCGGCAUUCAGCAAAAAUACACGCAAUCCGGUGGCGUGCGGCCUUUUGGCAUCAGCACAUUGAUUGUGGGAUUUGAUCACGACCAAGCAAAGCUUUUACAGACAGACCCGUCAGGAACUUAUAGCGAAUGGAAGGCAGUAUGUAUUGGCCGAAAUUCCAAAGUUGUCAAUGAAUUUUUACAAGCUCAUUACUCCGAAGAGAGUACCAAAGAUGAGCACAGUACAAUCAAAUUGGCGGUUAAGGCAUUAUUAGAGACAGUAGAGUCUUCUAAAAAUCUAGAAAUUGCCGUCAUGCGUAAGGACACAGGAUUGUGCUUUCUAACCUCGACAGAAAUCGAAGACAUAGUCAACGAGAUUGAGAAAGGGGCAGAAGAGAAAUAGACCUGUGAGAAUAAGCCUCAAUUUUUAAAUUGCAAGUAAA